Molecule: messenger RNA, 2826 nt
Organism: Pelagomonas calceolata
Lineage: Eukaryota; Pelagophyceae; Pelagomonadales; Pelagomonadaceae
Source: the annotation of a GenBank genome assembly
CAGGGCUUGAGAGCUUCGACAGAGGCUCGCAAAUAGAGGCGUGCAGGAGGGCCUGCGCCGUCACCGCAUUGACACCCUGCGUUCAGGAGUGUCUAGCCUGGACCAUUUCCAGGACCUGCGCAGCUUUGUUUCGUCCCCGCGGCGCGUCCCCUGCUGAAAACAAGGGGUGCUCGCUCCGUCGCGAAACAGCUAGAUUUUGCCCGCGGCCCCCCAGAGCCGCCAGCCUGCGACCCGGGAGAGAUCCUCCGGAGCACGCGGCAGCCUGCGACGCGCGCCAAGCGCGGACCGCGGCGUUUAACAGGAAAAGCCUGCGACGAGCACAAGCUCGGACCGCGGCGAAUACUAACAGGAAGAGCCCCCGCAGCGCGGCGAAACCUGCGGAUCGGCCGCGAUGGCCGAGGCAGGCACGCAGCCCAAGCGGAGCUUCCGCCCCGCGUGGCGCAAGGACGGCGGGUCCUUCGGCGCGCCCACGACGCCGAAGCAAGAAGAACCGGAGGAGCAGCAGAAUGGCGCGCCGCCGGGGAGCCCGCGCCAGCCCUUCGGCGCGCCGCCCGUGACGAGCGACUGGCAGACGAACGGCGCGCCGAGAAGGGAGCAGAGGCCGCGGCGCGAGCAGCGGCCGCGGCUCCAGAGCAACGCGUCGGCGUCGAGCGCCGACGCGCCGUCCCAGCGCAUCCGCAAGGCCCCCCAGGUCACCUUCGACAAGGCCGCGCUGCUGAAGCUGCGGAAGCGGACGGUGUUGCUCGAGAGCAUGCGCGCGGCUUUACCGCGCGAGAUCACGUCGAACGACCCCCUCGACCCGCUGUCUAUCAAUAGACGCCCGACCGUCGAGCAGAUCGGCCAGCAGUGGGCGCGGGCCCAGCCCGUCGGGAGGCAGAAGGAGCGCGCGCCGCCCGAGAACGGCGAAGCCCUGGAACGAGGCCGGAAGGCGCCGCCGCCUCAAUCUGAGAAGGAGAAGGGCCCCUGGGAGCGCGGCAUGUCCGUGCCCCAGCGCCAGGCCGGCGGCGAGAAGCUCUGGGACGAUCUAGAUGCGGAAACCUUUGGGGACCAUGAUGGGUCCGCGGCCCUGUCGAACUGGGCCGAGCAGGCGAAAGCUUUUGAGGCCGAGAUGCAGGCCAUGCGGAAAGCCGGUGGUGGGAAAUUACCGGGCGAGCCCGUGGGCAACAAGGACAUGUUCGGGGCCGCGUUCAGCGAAGCGCCGGACGUCGCGCCCGCUUUGACGGGCCAGGAGGACGCCGAAGAACUAGCACAACGAGCUCGGGCCGCGGCGGCGCUCCAAGCUCUGGAGGAGGCGGCAGCCAAGCCCGCGCCGCCGCCCCAACGUGCACAACCGGCAGACGACGGCCGCUGGCGCGUGCUGCCGUGGUUCUACCGCGACCCGCAGGGCGCGGUGCAGGGCCCCUUCGAGGCCACCCAGAUGCGCCAGUGGUUCCAGGCGGGCUACUUCGACGAUGAUUUGCCCUUGCGCCAGGGGUCGAACGGCGACUUCCACUCAUUAAAACUGCUCUUCACGAACCCGCCGGGCGACGCCUUCGUCACGAAGCCCAAGGACCUCUCGGCGCCGCCGCCGCCCAAACCCGCGCCGGCGCCGCCGCCCGCGGCCCCGGGCAUGUUCGGCCGCCCCGGUCUGGUGGUAGACGACCAGCCGGCGCCGCCGCAGAACCAGGGCUUCAACUUCAUGUGGGGCGGCGGCCAGCCCGCUCAACCUCAACCGCCGGCGCCGCCGCAGCAGCUCGACUACGCCAUGGGCGGUUUAGGUAUUGGCGGUCUGAGGACGGCGCCGCCGGCGCCCGCGCCCGCGCCGAAGCCCCGGCCCGCGCCGCGCGCGCCGCCGCCGGCGCCGGCCCCGGCGCCGCCGGCGGCGCCGCCGCCCCAACCCGCGCCGCCCGUCUGGCAGCAGGCCGGCGGCAACCGCCGCGGCAAGGGCCAGUCCAUGGCCGAGAUCCAGGCCCAGGAGGCCGCGGCCCAGCAGGCCCAGCAGCGCCAGCAGCAGCAGGCCCAGCGCCAGUCGCAGCAGCAGCGCCAGGCGCCCCCCGCCAGUAUGGCCGCGCGCCUCGCGGCCCAGCAGCCGCCGCCGCCGGCCGCGCGGCCCGCGCCCGCGCGCGCCGCGCCGGCGGCGCGCCAGGCGCCGCCGGCGGCGGCCCGCCCGGCCGCGCGCCCGGCCCAGCAGCCCCAGUACAACGCGGCCCCACCGAAAGCCCAGACGGGCCAGAAGGCCUUUGGGGGCCCCGUCGCGACGUCGGACCCCAAGGCCCUCGAGACGUGGUCCAAGACGCAGCUCAAGAAGAUUACCGGUAGCGACGACCUGACGUUGGUGCAUUUCUGCAUGACGCUCGCCGACUCGUCCGAGAUCCGCCAGUACCUCUCCCUGUAUCUGGGCAGCACGCCCCAGGUCGCGGCCUUCGCGAACGAGUUCAUCCAGCGCAAGAGCGGCAAGGCCGACACGAAGACGACCAACAUCUCGACGGCGCCGCGCCAGGCCGUGCAAACUCAACAGCGCAAGGAGGAGCCGAUGCAGCCCGUAAAGACGGGCCGCCGCCGCGGCCGACGCGCGAACAAGGCGGGAUAGGCGGCAGGCGCGCCGCCCUCGGUGACGCUUCCUUUACGAACGCGAACCGAGUACGGCGGCGCGCCCGCUCCGCUUAGCCCCCCUUCCCCCCGGUGCUCGUCGAGGCCCGAAUAGGCCCAGAACGACACCAUUGCAACGACAUUUCCUCUCGCCGGCGUCGAGGCCCACAAGGCCCAGAACGCCCGGCCCUUCUUACUGACGCGGCAGUCGCGCGCGCGGGUGGAGCACUCGCCCCCGUAAUUGCCAUUUCGUCACAC